Messenger RNA from Cryptomeria japonica (Japanese cedar), 492 nucleotides. RefSeq lists its product as uncharacterized. Lineage: Eukaryota; Viridiplantae; Streptophyta; Pinopsida; Cupressales; Cupressaceae. The record is from RefSeq and is a predicted model, not a curated record. The coding region runs from base 1 to 492 and encodes 163 amino acids. The transcript has a single exon.
AUGGGUUAUGAGGUUGAUGUUCAAACCAUUGAAAGCUAUGCUCAACACCUUUUGACAAAAUUGGAUGACCCUCAAGAACCAAAAUUUGGCACUUUCAAGGAAAAAGAUAUGGAACUUCAUAAGAAGUUCACUCAGCCCGAAAGGAAGAGGAAAGUAACAAAAAUGGUAGAGGCAGUGGCUGAGAAGAUGGGUUUUACUAGAGAAUCUAUCAAGAAAGCUAAGGAGAAGAAGGCUCAAAUGGAAGCAGAGAUGGAAUCAAAGAAUCCUAAGACUAAAUCGGUUCCCUCCAAAGAAAAUCUUAAGGAGACUAAGUCUUCCCCUGCUCCGAUGAAGCCAUCUCCUCAUUCAACAACUCAAAGAUCAUUCGAAAAAGGAGUACUAAAGAAGAAGGAGAAACCAAAAAUAACUUAUGUCGCUAUAUCUCAUGUUGCAUCUGAGACAGAGUCAGAUGAGGAAGCAGAGAAAGAAAAGAAGAAAGGAGAAUUUGUCUAA